Saxophila tyrrhenica is the source of this 1929-nucleotide messenger RNA. RefSeq lists its product as uncharacterized. Gene Ontology annotation, biological process: transcription elongation by RNA polymerase II; chromatin remodeling. The transcript has 5 exons. NCBI's taxonomy places the organism in Eukaryota, Fungi, Ascomycota, Dothideomycetes, Mycosphaerellales, Extremaceae. Gene Ontology annotation, molecular function: protein binding; chromatin binding. The coding region runs from base 1 to 1929 and encodes 642 amino acids. Gene Ontology annotation, cellular component: RSC-type complex. The record is from RefSeq and is a predicted model, not a curated record.
AUGGACGGCUCCCGGAAACGAAGAGCGACCAACGCGACACCAUCCUCCACCGAGGGCAGCGCAUCCAAGAGGCUGAAACUUUUGAACUCCAGCGCACCCUCGACCAAAUCGACCGUACAGCAGGUGGGUGAGAAGCUCUUAGAGCAACUGCACAAUGCUACAGACAAGAACGGCCGGGAGAUCGCACUCCAAUUCCUCACGCUUCCCGACCGAGAUGAACUACCGGAGUACUACGAUAUCAUCAAGCUCCCCAUCGCCCUCGACACGAUCGAAGAGAAGCUUAAACGCGAUGCAUAUCCCACCGUUACCACCCUCGAGAGCGACUUCAAGCGGCUAGUUCAAAACGCAAAGGACUUCAACGACUCAAAGAGCCUGAUCCACGAAGAUGCCGAGAAGAUACGGAAGCUGGUCUUCAACCACAUGAAGGUCCACAAUCCUGCGUACAAAGAGGAUCCAGGAUACUCUGCCUUUGCCACACCUAUACCAGAAACACCAGCACCGCCAGCGCAGAAUGGGGUGAGGAAUGCCAACACUGAUGCAGCGCCGGGGGCGCGGCGGGAGAGCAGUGCAAAGCCGAAGAUUGUGCUGUCUGCGCGGACGUCUGAACCGCCAGCCAAGCAGGUGUCGAUAGCUCCAAGUGCAGGCACUGGCGAGGAUGACGAGGGUGAUGAAGGUGCUGAGGAAGGCGGCGACGGCAGCAACGACAUCGACUUCACGGGCAUGACAUUCCAGGAAGCGCAGCAAAAGAUGAUUGCCUUCCUGCUCAGGUAUCAUGACGAGGAAGGCCUCGAGAUUUACUUCCCAUUCGGCAAUCUGCCCACGCGGAAGCUGGAAGAUUACUACAAAAUCAUCAAGCAUCCUGUCUCGCUAAAGAGCGUAGCCAAGCGUGCUCGUGGUCAGCAUGGCCGCGCGCCAUCGACGAACAUCACCGACUUCAAAACCUGGGACGCUUUCGAGGAAGAGGUAUCGUUCAUCUGGCGCAACGCACAGGAGUACAACGAAGACGGCAGCGACAUGUACAACCUUGCAGAUGAGUUCAGGGAGCACUUCCAAUCUUUGCUCGCUGAGGCCAAGGAGAAAGUCGAAGAGCCAGCAGGACCUAAGAUAAAGCUGGGUGGACCCAAACCCAAGGUCAUGCUCAAUCUAUCACAGAACCGGGGCUCGCCUGCAUCAGGUGUGUCUGUCGACAACGAAGCGCUUCUUCGCCAGCGUCAGAUGGUGCAGGCAGGGGUGAACGGACAACAGAAAGCCCACCCGCCUGCCGUCAACGGAAACCAUGCUAAGCCGGUCAAUUCGAUGCGACCUUCGAGCAGCGGCUCGCCACUGGACUCAGGCAUCAAGAUGGAGAAGCCGCUAUCGCAAUCGCCAGGACCGCCCACACUCAUGCCAUCCGGCUCUUCCACCAAUGGCAUGAUGCCGCCCCCGGUCAUGCGUCCAACAAGCAGCAGCCCAUACCCCGGACUGCCACCGCCCAACUACACAGCUCCCGCGUACCUACCGCCUACACCUCUGCGCAGCUAUCCAAUCGAAGCUGCUCUUCUACCAUCCGUAACAAUAUCAACUCACCCGCAGCUGAAGGCCGCGAAACCUUUCAGCAUCUCCAUCUCGCCACACCCGACGCUCAGCCAACAGUCGACAACGCUCUCCUUACCACCAACGCACUACUUCCUGCAGAUCCAGCCCACGAUCUCGAAGCAGCUAGCCAUGGGUCGACCUUACAAGCUCUUCGUCACGGUCAAUGGCACGCGAUUGACACAGCGCGAUACGCUGCUCAACUCCGAGACCAGCAGACGGACGCACGUGUACGAGGGUAGUCUAGCAGGAGGGGUUAACAGGAUAGAAGUCGAAGUCGCCGCGGCAAAGGGUACGGUGAAUGCCGAGGGCUUGGAUGUUGAGAAGGUUAAUGUGUUUGUUAACCUGAUGAGAUGA